GUUGGAAUAGAAUACGAAGAGCUCAUCCACACCGCCUCUACGCUCUCCACUCUCCACCAUCGCUGUUGCCUUGAUCAAUCAAUCAUCAGCUCUAUGUUUCCUUUUUCUUCUUUCAAUUGAAUUCAACUUCUUUGAAACACAAAUCCCUCCUCAACUCCCUGGUAAAAUUCAUUCCCAAAUUCAAACCCAAUUCUUGGAUUUUUUUCCCCCUUCUCUGCAAACCCUUAGAAAAUAGAAACCAAAACCUCCCUCUCUCCGCUCGGUUGUGACUGUCUUCGACGCGGAUUCAUUCACCAGAGGCAGCCAUUUUCAAUGUCUGUGACUCUGUGGACAUACGAGUGAUUGACUUCACUUAGUGUUUUCCCAAUUGGGAAAAUUGAACUGAAAAGUAUUUAGGGAUUUUGACAUGGAAAACCAAGUGAUUGAGUUUGAUAUUGGGGUGGGAGGAGGAGGAGGAGAUGAUGAUGGUGUGGACAUUGAGCACCACGUUGAUGAUGAAGAAAUGGUUGAUAGCCCUCCUAUUGCCUUUGGCGGCGGUUUUGGCGGGAGUGGUGAGAUUUACCUUCCGGAGGGAGACCUUUUGGACCUUGAACCUUCCGAGGGCAUGGAAUUCGAAUCUGAAGAGGCUGCCAAGGCCUUUUACAAUUCGUAUGCCCGGCGCGUCGGGUUCAGUACCCGUGUCAGCUCUUCUCGUAGGUCUAGGCGCAACGGGGCAAUCAUACAGAGGCAAUUUGUUUGUGCGAAAGAGGGGUUUCGCAAUUUGAAUGAGAAGCGCACGAAGGAUAGAGAGAUCAAGAGGCCGAGAACAAUCACCAGAGUCGGAUGCAAAGCUUCAUUGUCGGUGAAGAUGCAGGAUUCUGGGAAAUGGGUGGUGUCUGGGUUUGUUAAGGAGCAUAAUCACGAGUUGGUUCCUCCGGAUCAAGUGCAUUGUCUUCGUUCUCAUCGGCAAAUCUCCGGCCCUGCUAAGACGUUGAUUGAUACUUUGCAGGCAGCUGGGAUGGGUCCCCGUAGAAUUAUGUCAGCGCUUAUAAAAGAGUAUGGUGGAAUAAGCAAAGUUGGGUUUACAGAGGUGGAUUGUAGGAAUUACAUGAGGAAUAAUCGCCAGAGGAGCAUGGAAGGGGAUAUUCAGCUCCUCCUGGAUUAUUUGAGGCAGAUGCAAGCUGAUAACCCUAAUUUCUUUUAUGCCGUACAGGGUGAUGAGGAUCAGUCCUCGGGCAAUGUAUUUUGGGCUGAUUCAAAGGGACGGAUGAACUAUAAUUACUUUGGUGAUACAGUUACUUUUGAUACAACCUACAGAUCAAACAGAUAUCGUUUGCCCUUUGUACCCUUCACUGGGGUAAACCAUCAUGGGCAGCCUGUGUUGUUUGGUUGUGCUUUCCUAAUAAAUGAAUCUGAAUCAUCGUUCAUUUGGUUGUUUAAGACAUGGCUUAUGGCAAUGUCCGGUCGCCCUCCGGUGUCAAUAACCACAGAUCAUGAUGCAGUGAUUCGAUCGGCCAUAGUGCAAGUUUUUCCAGAGACUCGCCAUCGUUUCUGCAAAUGGCACAUCUUCAAGAAAUGUCAAGAGAAGCUAUCCCAUGUGUUUUUUAAACACCCAACUUUUGAAGCAGACUUUCAUAAAUGUGUCAACUUGACCGAGUCAAUAGAGGAAUUUGAGUCUUGCUGGUCGUCUCUCGUUGAUAGAUAUGAUCUCAGGGAUCAUGAAUGGCUUCAACAAAUAUAUUCUGCCCGAAGGCAUUGGGUCCCAGUGUAUUUGCGGGACACUUUUUUUGCAGAAAUGUCGAUAACGCAGCGAAGUGACAGUAUGAACUCAUAUUUUGAUGGAUAUGUGAAUGCUUCAACCAAUCUGAGUCAGUUUUUCAAACUUUAUGAGAAAGCUCUGGAGAGUCGGAAUGAGAAGGAGGUGAAAGCAGAUUAUGAUACGAUGAACACUUCAGCAGCCCUUAAGACCCCAUCUCCAAUGGAGAAGCAAGCGUCAGAGCUUUACACUAGAAAGUUGUUUAUGAGAUUUCAAGAAGAGCUAGUUGGGACGCUAACUUUCAUGGCGUCAAAGGCCGAGGAUGAUGGCGAUGUCAUCACCUAUCAAGUAUCGAAGUACGGGGAGGAUCAUAGAGCUUAUUAUGUUAAGUUUAAUGUUUUGGAGAUGAAGGCAACUUGUAGCUGCCAGAUGUUUGAGUUUUCAGGUCUUCUUUGCAGACAUGUUUUAGCAGUCUUUAGAGUCACCAAUGUGCUAACUCUCCCUUCACAUUACAUAUUGAAACGGUGGACAAGGAAUGCCAAGAGUAGUGUCAUUUUAGAAGAACAUUCUAGCAAUUUGUAUAAUAAUUACCUGGAGUCUCAUACUGUUCGGUAUAAUACCCUGCGCCACAAGGCCUUUAAACAUGUGGAUGAAGGAGCAAAGUCUCAAGAAACUUUUGAGGCUGCGCUAUGUACUCUUCAAGAGGCUGCAGAAAGGGUUGCCGAUGCAAUAAAGAAUAAUGGGAAAACUGCCAUGGUGAAUGGGCGUGCCAGGGGAAAUCGAAACUCCACUGUUAACGCAUCUCGGGCUAGCCAUUCUGGUAGGGAUCAUCAAAGGGACUCUGGUCAACAUAUGUCUGAGGAUGAUAUGGACAAAAGGAUUCGAGAACUUACGAGUGAAUUGGAGACUGCAAAUCGGAAGUGUGAGAUUUAUCGGGCUAACUUGCUUUCCGUUUUGAAAGAUAUCGAGGAUCAUAAGCUACAGUUGUCGAUUAAAGUGCAAAAUGUCAAGAUUAGCAUGAAAGAUGGUCUUUGAAGGUGCAAAAAUGGUUGUAGUUAACACUUGUAAUUCCAUCUUGUUUCAUUUUAUUCUCUCAGUUCAAUGUACGUUUACACUAGUCUUUGGAUAAAAGUGUUUUUUUUACUUGUGAGUGGUGUAGAGGUUACAAUUCUGUAGAGAUACAUCUUUUUGCAGUGUUUUUAGUGUCGUUAGAUAUAUAUAUUAUAAAUUAGAUUAUCAUGAUCCAAAAUUCAAACUAUGAGAUGUUGGCCUUUUCUCUAAUAUAUUAGAAGGCCCCUUUUUGGUUACCAUCUUAUGAAAACAAUUGGAAAGUAAAUUCCCAAUGCUGUAGAAUCGUUUCGAGGUU
Messenger RNA from Morus notabilis, 3101 nucleotides. RefSeq names its product protein FAR1-RELATED SEQUENCE 5. Gene Ontology annotation, biological process: regulation of DNA-templated transcription. Gene Ontology annotation, molecular function: zinc ion binding. The transcript is spliced from 3 exons. The record is from RefSeq and is a predicted model, not a curated record. Lineage: Eukaryota; Viridiplantae; Streptophyta; Magnoliopsida; Rosales; Moraceae. Bases 407 to 2770 code for a protein of 787 amino acids.